AAGUUUACGUCAUGUGGUCUGUAACGUAUGCACGGCCCUUUCUUUGUCAACUGUGCCCCGCGCCAGCCUUAAUUCUCAAUUAUGGCUUAUCUGCCGUAACCUGGAGAUACCUCGUGACCAGUUGGUCAGACCGCGCUGAUCACAACACGUCGUUUAUUACCGACAAUAAACUGCUUUUAAACGGCACGCCGACGUCGGAUAUUAAGCCGUGCCGGGCGUGAACAAAGCGGGGGCGUGCGCAGUCUUUGUUAAGGGCGAGCCGCGCUACGCAGCUACGGAAGAAUUUCCCUCGCCACUCCCAACCUCACGGCCGGAAAGAUCGAUGCCAUUGGUGCUGGGAGGGUCAGAGCCGAGGCUGGGCGACGAAAGUCCGUUUGGCUGACGAUUGACCUACACACGGGCGGAGGGAGCCAUGGCGGUGGUGGAGACUUCUGUAGGGUCUCUGGACCUCGGGUCCAUCCUGCAAACUUCACAACACAACGAGGAAGAGGAGGACAGGAUAGACUGCCUUGAGCAGCAGCUGUGCGAGCUGCAGUCCUGGUUCUCGGCGAUGGAGGCGCGGCUGGACGUGAGCGGGCUGCACGCCAUCACCUGUCUGCAGGACGUGGAGGACAGCCUCGCCAGCCACCAGGCCAUCACAGAACAAAUCCACGACCGGCAGCGGGGACAUAGACCAGCUCCUGCUCCUGUGUGCCGACUUACUCCACAAACCUGCCGUGCGCAUGUGCAGCCCCCUGUCCCAGAGUUUCAGCGACACGUCAGGUCACAGUCAUGACCUUGAAGUCGAGGAACAGACAGAAACAGACGACAAAUGUGCCUCGACUCCGCCGAAAGAAGGCUCUGCCUCAGACAAAGAGGAUAUCUCGUUAGGUCAGCACACGAAAGAGAUCUUAACUGACGCUGAUGUUUCUAUAGAAGACAAGGGCACACCCCCACCGCAUCGUGAUGGCGCGAAAGUAGAACAGACAUCCCAUGAUUCCUCGCUUCAGAAGGAUGACGUCAUGGACCCAGAGGACAGCCUGAUGUCGGUUGACAUGAUGGAGGGAAGAGAAGAUGAUGAUGAAGAAGAAGAGGAAGGAGACUCGCUGCAGCUCCUCGCGCUAGUGCUGGAGCUCCGCUGGAACACCGUUACCAUGGCAGCCAAUGACGUCCAGUGUCGUCUGGAGGAGAAGCUCAACACCU
Branchiostoma belcheri (Belcher's lancelet) is the source of this 1182-nucleotide messenger RNA. RefSeq lists its product as uncharacterized. The coding region runs from base 413 to 775 and encodes 120 amino acids. The transcript has 4 exons. Lineage: Eukaryota; Metazoa; Chordata; Leptocardii; Amphioxiformes; Branchiostomatidae. The record is from RefSeq and is a predicted model, not a curated record.